Messenger RNA from Argentina anserina (silverweed cinquefoil), 1806 nucleotides. RefSeq names its product glucose-6-phosphate/phosphate translocator 2, chloroplastic-like. Gene Ontology annotation, cellular component: Golgi apparatus; membrane. The transcript is spliced from 5 exons. The coding region runs from base 196 to 1404 and encodes 402 amino acids. The record is from RefSeq and is a predicted model, not a curated record. Lineage: Eukaryota; Viridiplantae; Streptophyta; Magnoliopsida; Rosales; Rosaceae. Gene Ontology annotation, biological process: transmembrane transport. Gene Ontology annotation, molecular function: antiporter activity; phosphoglycerate transmembrane transporter activity; triose-phosphate transmembrane transporter activity.
CUUCUUCAUCUUCUUCACAGCAAAGACCUUUUCAAAGCUCCCCUUACAAUCACUCACACUUUCCCUCUCUUUCUCUCUGUUUUUCUCACCCUACAUUCUCUGGUUUCUCUCCAAGCUCUCCUCUCUCUCCAUCUUAUAAAACACAUCAUCAUUUAGCAAGAAACGAUCCCAGAACCACCAUUAACACAAGCCAACAUGAUCUCUUCCGUCAGGCUCAGAACCCCGACGUUCACGUCGGCACAGCUCUCCACCCAGAAAUGUUCAUUGCCGAUAAUAGAACAUUGUUCCUUCCCUAAUAAUAUUCACAAUGGGAAACAGAGCAUGCUCUGUUUUCACAAGCCGCUCCACAUUUCUUCAGCGGAGAGCUUCGCAUUGGUGGCCAUAAGCCAUAAGAGGGAUUCGACGAGGUGUGAGGCGUAUGAGGCAGACAGUUCACGCCCGAUCGAGAUCAACAUCGACCUGCCGGACCAUCAGGCUCGGAAGGAGACAGCCCAGACGUUGAGGAUUAGUAUCUACUUUGCGACCUGGUGGGCUUUGAAUGUUGUGUUCAAUAUUUACAACAAGAAGGUUUUGAAUGUCUUCCCAUUUCCAUGGCUUACGUCGACGUUGUCACUCGCAACUGGGUCUCUGAUGAUGCUCAUUUCUUGGGCUGUUGGGAUUGCUGAAGCCCCCAAGACAGAUGUGGACUUCUGGAAGACACUGUCUCCGGUUGCAGUGGCACAUUCAAUUGGUCAUGUAGCGGCGACUGUGAGUAUGGCAAAUGUUGCAGUUUCGUUCACUCAUAUCAUCAAGAGUGGUGAACCUGCUUUCAGUGUCUUGGUUUCUAGGUUCUUGUUAGGCGAAACCUUUCCCACUUCUGUUUACCUCUCAUUGUUGCCCAUUAUUGGAGGAUGUGGGCUUGCUGCUAUAACCGAGCUCAAUUUCAACAUGAUUGGGUUUAUGGGAGCUAUGAUAUCAAAUCUGGCAUUCGUGUUUCGAAACAUAUUUUCGAAGAAAGGGAUGAAGGGGAAGUCUGUCAGUGGCAUGAACUACUAUGCUUGUCUGUCUAUGUUGUCUCUAUUGAUCCUGAUUCCGUUUGCCAUUGCCGUCGAGGGUCCCCAGGUAUGGGCUGCUGGAUGGAAGACAGCCCUUGAACAGAUUGGUCCCAAUUUCGUAUGGUGGGUGGCAGCUCAAAGUAUCUUCUAUCACUUGUAUAAUCAGGUUUCGUACAUGUCGCUCGAUCAAAUUUCUCCCUUGACAUUCAGCAUUGGGAACACAAUGAAGCGUAUUUCCGUCAUAGUUUCUUCCAUCAUCAUUUUCCGGACUCCUGUUCAACCGAUCAAUUGCCUCGGAGCAGCCAUUGCAAUCUUUGGCACCUUCCUUUACUCACAGAGCAACAAGGGCAACAAGGGCAGCAAGAAGUGAGGAAGUUUGAAGAUAUCAAAGCUAGCAUGUAACACAGCCGAUUACGAGAUACGAUGAGACUGGUCUGCUUAUAGAUAUCUGGAUAUUUGGACGAUCAAUCAAACGGGUAUCUGAGUGUAUGGUCAACUGAACUUCCUUGUUUUGUGUGAUCGAGAUCAUAGUCUUGAAACCACGGAUUUGGCUCAUAUGGUUAGCGUAUGCGUACAAGUCUUUUUGUUCAGUGGUUGAGAGCUGAGAAUUUGUAUUGUAGAUUUUGUAGUAAAUAAGAAGCAUGCUUAUUGAGGCCAGUUACCUUUUGAGGCACAAUAAGAGCUGGAUUUCAGAUUUUGUCAAAUCAUUGCGUGCAUAGAAAUGAUGCAGCAACUUGAAACUGUCAAAUACAAGCCUGGGAUGUUACUCUCA